AUGAUCACAGAAGUAAUCGAUCGAAGCACCUCUGAUGAAUCCAACAAAAAAUCUUCCUCAACAGAUGGAGUAUCUUCUUCGUCCAGUACGAACAAUGGAGAGGAAUCUGAAAAACAAGUCUCUUCUCCUCUCAUAAAGACAGUUUGGGAGAGAGAAAGAACCAAUCAACGACCACCUGUAUCUUCUGUCACUGACACUGAGAACAACAAGAACUCAAUGAAUAAGGAUCCUCUCAAGUCCUCUGCUUCUGUAGAUUCCAGCUCCACACUUGAAUCUUUGAGUCCCUCCUCUAGAAAUGAUAUUGCAAAGAGGCAAAAGAAAGGCGCAAGCCAAGAAUUCACGGGUGAAGUGCAAACUGUUUCUGAAAGUGGAGAAAGAGCAAAGCCUGAGAAACUAAGAGAUCUGCAGGAGAAGACGAAUAGUAAGUCUAAAACCGCCAGUUCAAAAACAGAAGCCGAUGGAAGGGAUGUCACGACUUCAGGUAAAAACAUAAAGAAGGCAACAGGCUCAACUGGUCGCAAUCGACGUCGCUCCACCUCUAAUCUCCAAAAGACUUCAUCGAGGAGGUCCACAGAUCAAGAAAAAAGAUCCUCAAAAACCUCCACCUCUGAAACUGUGCAACCACAGACUUCAUCCUUGAGAAGCGAGAUCACCAAGAGGGCAGUUUCAGCAAAGAGAUCGUCAGAAAAAGUAAAAUCGAAAAACCUGGAUGAAGUAAUUUCUUCUCGUCAAAGAGAGACAGUGAGCACUAAACCCAACCCCAGAAAGAAGAAAGAUGAAACUGAAAACACAACAAUCAAGCGCCCAAGGAAAUCGUCUGAAAGAACAGAUGAGUCCACAAAAUCUAAUGAAGAUAAGGUAAAAGUAGAAUCUAGACAAGAACAAACACAAGGCACUCCACGACCUUCGAACCGAUCUAAGAAUGUCAAAGAUGCUUCUACCAGAAAGAGACCAUCCUCUGUGACAUCUUCCAAAGUUAACUCAAGAAAGACUGAUCAGCAAAUUGACUCAAUUCCAAGACAGGAAAGCAACACUCUACAAACUCAAUCCAUCAAGAUAAAACCUGUUCAAAAUAGUAUUGUUUCAGAGAACAUGCAAUCAAGAAGUGAAAACAAAAAGGAUGAAACAGCAACUAGUCCUAACAAAGUGACCUCAUCCAAUCUUUCUUCAAAGAAUGGCCUUAAAGAAAGCAGCUCAACAAGGAAAAAAGAAACAACAUCUGAAAGAAAAACGUCAGAACGAAACAGCAAAUCUCAAAGACAAACUACGAAGGAACAAACAUUGAAGAAGUCUCCAUCAUCAACAACAACAACAGAAAGAGCUAUAUCUGGAGGAAACGACAUUGAUGAGAGAACCAUACCCUCAGUUUCAUCUGGAAGCCCAUUUGUGGAAAAUUCAAAGGUAUCCCAAGAAAUCAUUCGUGAGAGAUCUUCAAAUGUGGUGAGUGAAUCUUCAAAGAAACGAUCGAGUAGUAACAAUGCCAAGAAGGAACAAGAGUCUUCAAUGAUUUCCACGUUGAGCAAGAACAAAGUUAUCGAUUCUCAAUCCCUCAAGGCAAGCUCUAGCUCUCCCGAAAGAGUGAAAGAAAAUGUUAAACCAAAAGUCAGCAAGAAUGACCAACCAUCUCGUUCUGGCAAGUCAAUGGACACGACCUCUCCCAAGAAAGAGGUUGAAGAACGCAAACCACGCUCCAACCCUGGCGCACAAACAAAGCCAGCAAGUGGCCCUGCACAACCUGUUUCCAAUAGUAAUAACGAUUCAUCCAAACAGAGACCUACAAAAGAGAGAACAUCAUCAAGCUCUAGAACAGAAAGAAAACAACCAUCUCCUCCACAACAGAACCCUGUGCCACUAAAGACAACGCAAACGAUUGCCCUGUCGAGCGUGCGCACAGCCAGAGUGGUCCCUCGAGUUGUAAUGAAGAAAUGUCAAGCCAUUGGUGAUCCUCAUUACACCACAUUCCAAGGAAAGUACUUUGAUUUCUAUGGUGUAGGUGAUUAUAUUUUGGCUCAAUCGACAGACGGCGAUUUCAUUGUUCACUCUCGAACUGGAAGAUGGGGAAGUGUCAGUGUCAACACUGCCUUCGCUGUCAAGGUAAACAAUCAAAAAAUUAUAGAGUAUGACAUUGAAAGUAACUCUUUCUAUGUGGAUGGACAGGAAACACAAAUUAAACAAGGAGAUGAAAUUACUUUUGGUCCAGGAGCAACUGCCAAGAGAACUGCAGAGAACUCAAUGACUGUUUCUGCUCAGAAUGGUGCUCAUUUGAUUGCCACCUGGUACCGAAGUUCAUCUUAUAAGUCCUCACUGGGAUCUUUCGGACACAUUUCACUGAUUGUUGAAGCCCCUUCGACAUUGGAUUUCAAUGCAGGCAUGUGUGUGGAUCAGAGUUACAAAACACAAACUGCAAGAGGACUCUUACAUGAUCAUGUCAUGAGAACUUUGUCACGUUCUGUUAAGCCAAUUCUACCAACACAGGAACAAGUUCAAGCAGCGACUGAAGCUUGUAAAACUGCAGGUUUGAAAGGUAAAAACCAUCCUUUAGCUUUGAAAGCCUGCAUUGAAGAUCAAGUUCAAUCAGGUCCUAAACUCGGUUCUACCAUUGCAAAGGUCAUUAAACAAAUCGAGCAGACCGCUGACAAGAAGGUGAAGAAAUGGAUGGCUCAAGUGCAAACUAACAAUGAGAAGAAAGUGGAAGUGAUAAAUCCAACUGUUUCUUCUCUUCAAUCAACGAAUGGCCGUCAAAAUGCUCCGGUUGUGGCUUUAUAG
Messenger RNA from Naegleria fowleri, 2766 nucleotides. RefSeq lists its product as uncharacterized. NCBI's taxonomy places the organism in Eukaryota, Heterolobosea, Eutetramitea, Acrasida, Naegleriidae. The transcript has a single exon. The record is from RefSeq and is a predicted model, not a curated record. The coding region runs from base 1 to 2766 and encodes 921 amino acids.